AAUCUUAGAGCAUCGGAACAGGCCGAUCGAGGAGUCCCCCUUUCAGCAGAUACCAAUAUCCUCGUUUUCGAAUUUUUUUUCGCCACCACCACACACCAAAAAUCAAAACACAAAAAACAAAAAUGAAGAGUUUUCUGAUUCUUUUGGGUUUCGUGGCUCUGGCGGCCGCCGAUGUCAAACAUCUGACAGAUCGCAAUCUGGAUCUGUUCAAGUACAAUCCUAGCGAUAUCUAUACCCUGCCCGAGGACAUCGACGACGACAAGCCAGCCGUGCACUUCAGUGGCGAUGUCAUGAAGGCCAAGACCGAGGAGCUCACCAACUACAACUCCGGCAAGAAGUUCAAGUUGCAACUGAAGACCCAGAACGGCAUUGAGGUCAGCAGCGUGGGCAAGCUCAAGGACGACAAGACCUUCGUGGUGAGCGGCUCCUACUCCUUCACUGGCGCCGAUGGCAAGCGCUACAAGACCCGCUACACCGCCGAUGAGUUCGGUUACCAUCCCAUCACUGAACUGGAUCUGGAUAUUCCCGAGCCCCAGCCCUUGGCCUCUGCUGGACAGCGCCAGACUGUGGACCCCAGCAGCCUGCUGGGCAACAAGAACCGCUUCCAGUUCCUGCAGCAGACCCUCGACUCCGACCAGGGACCCCUGAGGGGCAGCGGCCAGAGCGGUGACGACUACAGCUACCAGCCCCAGCAGGGAGGCGUCAACGGACAGCUGUUCGGUGCUCCCUACGGCGGAGUUGGAGCUGGCUUUGGAGCCGGAGCUGGCGUUGGUGCUGGUGCCGGUGCCGGUGCUGCCAAUGAUUACUACGGAAGCGGAAAUGGCUACAACUACCAGGCCCCAAAGACGCCCCUGGUGACGCCCUCCCGUCAAUAUCUGCCCGUGGCAUAAGUUUGUGACCUGAUACCCCCCCCUCCAACUACCUAUCCCUUACCCGUCCUCCCCCAAAAAAACCUCCCGAUUUCCCAGCUGCAAGUAUUUAGUUUUUUUUUUUUUAAGUGCAAUUACAACCGGCAAAAAUGGAAGAAAAAAAAAAAAACCAACAUGGAAGACACAAAAAAAAGAAAAAUCACAGAGCUAGCGAAAUUUUUUUUUAUCAUUUUUUAGUGUUAUACACGGAGCACAAUUUUAUAUAUGAUAUUAUACCUUAUAUACACGCAUAUAUGUUAUGUAUCUACACACACACACCCACGCACGCAAAAAAAAAACAAAAACACAAACACACACACACAAAACCCGACAAAAGACACAAACGAAUCUAUGUAUAUACACUGAGUGAUAUUAGUAGUAAAUAAAAUGGCUAAACUAACGAUCAAAAA
Molecule: messenger RNA, 1318 nt
Organism: Drosophila bipectinata
Lineage: Eukaryota; Metazoa; Arthropoda; Insecta; Diptera; Drosophilidae
Gene: Cpr11A
Product: Cuticular protein 11A
Source: RefSeq, a predicted model, not a curated record